UGAAUUUUUAAACUUUAAUUUCAUUGUUUUUGUUUCGCUUUCGGUUCGCUUUUUUUAUGCUGUCCUUUGGUGGUGUAUUGUGACCUUUUUUUAGAAUUGGCAAGUGUGUCAAAAUUGUUGUUGUUCUGCUAAGCGCGCUAUCUCACAUCCACUGAAAAGCAUUGCUGCUUCGAAAUCCUUUCUCACGUUUCAGAAACUUUAUAUUUUUCCAAAAUUAUAAUAAAAAUUGACUAGUGUCCCUAUCUUUUGAGGAUUGCUUCUAAUGGACCAAAGUUCUUGAUGCGGAACUUCAACUCAAAACAAGAUACCUGCAUUCUGUGGCCGAUGGCAACAUCACAUUUGCUGGAUGAAUAUAUGCUACUUACCAAAGAUAUCUUUAGUAUUAAGAAUUUAAUUCUCAAUUCUCAAUUAUGGAUUCAACUAUUAAUAAAAGCCGAGAAAAUGUGGACAUUAAUGACUCAAAUAUUAAGCGAACACUAUACGAAGCUGAAGUUAAUAAUAUAAAGUUCAAUGGAAAAGGGAAAACCACCUGUCAGUUUAGCACCCAUAGUGUUUCCUCUUCCUCCUCAUCCUCGGCCGAUAGCGGAACCACCAUCCCCUUACCACCAGACGGCGGUUGGGGAUGGGUCGUUGUGUUUGCUGCAUUCAUGAUCAAUUUGAUUGCCGAUGGGGUGUCUUUUUCGUUUGGAAUUUUGUUCAUUGAUUUCGUGGAUUAUUUUGGGGAAAGUAAAGCUAAAACCUCCUGGGUCGGUUCCAUCUUUCUUAGCAUGCCGUUGCUGGCCGGUCCCGUUGCAAGUUAUCUCAUCGAUCGUUAUGGCUGUCGGAAGAUGUGCAUCCUGGGUGCAUUGCUUUCGACCUUUUCCUUCGUCAUCAGCGUCUUCGCUGACUGCCUCGAGCUGCUCUUUCUGACCUUCUCCCUUGCCGGUCUUGGUCUCGCACUUUGCUACGUCACUUCCAUCGUAGUUGUCGCGUACUACUUCGAGAAGAAGAGGUCUCUGGCGACGGGUCUAGCUGCCUGUGGAACCGGCAUCGGCACCUUUGUGUUUCCACCCCUGACCAUUUACCUGCUGGAGGAGUACUGUUGGCAGGGCACCCUCGUCAUCCUGGCUGGUUUCUUUCUCAACAUGGUAGUGUUCGGAGCCCUAAUGCGAGAUCUGGAAUCUCCGACCCAGGAAGAGACUGCCGGUAGCGAUGGUAAACCUGAGAGUCCUGACAGUGGUGUUCUGGAGAAUUCCGAACGUCUGUGCAGCUCCAUGGUGCAGUUACCAACCUAUCUUGAGGACAACUGUCCCGAAGUCAUUUCCGAGCUGUCCAGUAAGGAAGGUACACAUCUCAAUUCUCUAUUGGAGCAGCACCCUUACAUAUUAGAUUCCAUCAUAAAGAAGGAUCCGGACGGUUCUGUUGACUCGUCUUCGGCUGUGACACAAAAUGGCAAAGAUAAAACUGCCAGCAAGAAACGGAAGAAAGUUCGCCACAGGAGUAUCAGCAAGUCCCUUCAGUCGCCCGACCAGAGAGCCAUGUCGAUAUCUGGAAAGCUUGAUGCGGCAUACCUUCGCAACUUAAAACUUCAGAGAGGCAGUAUUACUUACAGAGGAGCCAUGUUGAAUAUUCAUCGCUAUCGUUUAAAGGCAUCCAGUUGUCCCGAUAUUUUUCGCAAUAGUAUGGUUACUAUUCCUGAAGAAAAGCCAUGCCUGUUUAUUCACGACCUGAAAGAACUUAUGCUAGAUAUGUUUGACUUUAGUAACUUCAAGAAUAUCGGAUACACUAUAUUUUGUUUAUCAAACUUUUUGCUGUAUGCUUGUGUGGAUAUACCAUACGUUUAUGUACCUGAUCAUGCUAUCACUACUGGAACGGAUUUGGAGAGCGCAUCCCUACUGGUUUCAGUGCUUGGAGUUCUGAAUUGUUUAGGCGUGGUUAUCGUCGGAUAUAUCGGAGACAAACCGUGGAUUGAUCCAUCUCUUCUUUAUAGUGGCUUCAUAUUAAUUAGUGGAUUGUCACUAGUUUUAAUACCAGUAUUAAUCAACUAUUACGCCACGGCCGUUUUGGUGGGCAUCUAUGGCUUUACAAUCAGUGCGAAUUACACGCUCAUACCUGUCAUUAUUGUUAAUCUGAUAUCCCUCGACAAUUUCACGGGAGCUUAUGGACUUCUGUUGCUUGUUCAAGGUAUUGCCAGUUUAGUUGGCCCGCCUGCAGCUGGGGCAUUAUUCGACUGGACUGGAAAUUACGACAUAACAUUUUUCUGCACCGGUUUGCUUAUUGUUGUGUCUGGCGCACUAGUAAUUCCUAUGGCUAAAAGUCUUCUCUGCAGCAGCAAGGCUCCAUCUAACAGCAGCAAAGAGCUCGUUUCAUCCGAUACCCGCAAAGUAAAAUUUCAAGAACCAUUGGAUGCAGAAUCUGUAAAAUUCCUAAACGGUAAAGAGAAAACGAAAAAUCCUAUUGAUAAAUGCAUCUUUAGCUUGCAUGAAAGCCCCGACAAUGCUUGCCCCUUACUCUCUGGGAGUGAACAAAUUUCACCCGAAAAAGGAGACGAGAAAGAAAACACGAAAAUCAUUUCGAUGUAUUCCAAUCCCCUUUCUCUUGUUUGAAAUUAUUACCCUACUCAAUCGAGUGCUUUAUUUAGUAUUUUAAUUUGCUUUAAACGAUCGACGUAAUGAGCAUCUCGAAAUCUAAUGUCAGAGAUAAAUCUCUAUUAAAUGCUCCAUAUGUAAAUUUGAAAUUGAGUUAUAAAUGCUGAAGAACAUAGAAAUAAGUAUGCUUUUUGUGCCCGGUAAACGAAAUUUUUUUUGUGGUUAAAAGUUAAUUGCAAUAUAUAUGCUAACUUCUGCUAAAAAUCUGAUCUAUUAUUUUUGAUUUUAUCUAUUCACAAUAUAGAAAUUUUCUUGAACAAGAUCACAUUUCUAUGGCUCACGUGCAUUUUUAAAACCCUUUGUGUUUUCUUUUGUUGGUUUUUGAAUCUCAAUAUAAAUUCUUUUAAUUCAUCUUUUAAAUUUUCAUUUCUAAUACUUGAUUUUAUUCAUCUUCACAUUCAAGGUCACAUCUCUAAUGGCUCUCAUGCAUUUAAAAUCUUUUUGUGUUUUCUUUUAUUGAUUUUUUGAAUCUCAGUAUUAAUUCUUUUAUCUUUUCUUUCUAAUUUUCAUUUUUAAGGUUUGGUUUUGUUCAUUUUUGUGUUAAACAUUUUAAAAUUGAUACUAUGCUCUCUUUCACAUGUAAUUUUAACGUAUUUAUUUAAUAUAAAUAUGCUACAAUGUCUUGAUAUUUCCUUUAAAAACAUCACAAGGUUCAGUUAUUUCUAUAUGUUUAAAAAAAUCAUUUAAUUUUUUUAUGGUUUUUCAAUAAGGAUACAGUAUUUUAGCAAUAAAUUUAUUGUUGAAAUAUUUCUUGAUGAAACUUGUGACCUUUGUUCUUUCAGAAGGUCUCAAAUUUUUAUAAUUAUCAUGCAGUUAAAAAUUAUUUUAAGUCUGGUUUUGAUAUUUUUCCCCAUUUUAAUAAACGUAAAUAGUAUGGAAUUUCUUUUUAACAUUUGCUUAUGUUCAUAUAUAUAUAUACAACAAUGCAUUCUUUGCAAAUUAUGCAAGUAACAGUUAUUAAAACUCUCCAUGGAUUUUUUUUAAUGAACACAUUUUAUCCCAAACUAGUAAACAUAUAUU
Molecule: messenger RNA, 3647 nt
Organism: Argiope bruennichi
Lineage: Eukaryota; Metazoa; Arthropoda; Arachnida; Araneae; Araneidae
Product: monocarboxylate transporter 12-like
Exons: 6
Coding region: 411-2585 (724 amino acids)
Biological process (GO): transmembrane transport; monocarboxylic acid transport
Molecular function (GO): monocarboxylic acid transmembrane transporter activity
Source: RefSeq, a predicted model, not a curated record